AGAAUAUGUAAAAAUUACAGAAAAAUCAACUUCAAAUAAUGAUAGUUCUAUCGAUGAUUUUAUUGAAAAUAUUCAUGUUGUUGUUAUAGAAGAGGAUGAACUCUUUAAUAAUAGACAGCAAAUAGAUGAAACAGAGGAUAUGCCAGUAACCCAAUUGGAUACAAAUAAAGAGUCAUUCAUACAACUCAAUAGUUCAAUUUCUCAAAGUUCAACCUCUCUCCACUCAGUAAAUCAAGUUGAAGAUUUAAUUGAUGAAAUUGAUAAAGAUAAUACUUUAGAUGAAGAUAGUCAAUCUUUACAAGUAUGCCAAGUUUUAUUAAGGGAUUUCACCAAUGUCCAAAUUAAUGGAGAUCCAGAACCAAUAAUUAUUCAAAGUAAUAUACCAAAUAUUAAAAUUUUUAGGGAAGUAUUUGAAAAGUGGAUUGAAUUUUCAUGUUCUUUACCAGUGCCUAUGGAAAUUGAGGAGGAAGAUGAUAUCGAAAGUCAGAUUAAAGCUAUUUAG
Molecule: messenger RNA, 502 nt
Organism: Dentiscutata heterogama
Lineage: Eukaryota; Fungi; Glomeromycota; Glomeromycetes; Diversisporales; Gigasporaceae
Source: the annotation of a GenBank genome assembly